Hemicordylus capensis (graceful crag lizard) is the source of this 5933-nucleotide messenger RNA. RefSeq names its product proline and serine rich 1 (gene PROSER1). Gene Ontology annotation, molecular function: DNA binding. Gene Ontology annotation, biological process: DNA transposition; DNA integration. NCBI's taxonomy places the organism in Eukaryota, Metazoa, Chordata, Lepidosauria, Squamata, Cordylidae. The coding region runs from base 460 to 4350 and encodes 1296 amino acids. The record is from RefSeq and is a predicted model, not a curated record. The transcript is spliced from 14 exons.
CUCAGUCACAGGUUUUAGGAAAACGGGGCACAUGGGCAGCCAAGGGAAGAGGGUUGUAUGAUGCGAUCUCUGUAAUCAGCAUCUGCUUAAGGCCAGAAAGCACAACUUUCUCACCUGGCCCAGUUGCAAGGUUGGCUUUUACUGGGGCUUGUAGAAAGGUUACCAUACAGGUGAAACUCGAAAAAUUAGAAUAUCGUGCAAAAGUUCAUUAAUUUCAGUAAUGCAAAUUAAAAGGUGAAACUGAUAUAUGAGAUAGACGCAUUACAUGCAAAGCGAGAUAAGUCAAGCCUUAAUUUGUUAUAACUGUGAUGAUCAUGGCAUACAGCUCAUGAAAACCCCAAAUCCACAAUCCCAGAAAAUUAGAAUAUUGUGAAAAGGUUCAACAGUCUAGGCUCCAGGUGUCCCACUCCAAUCAGCUAAUCAAUCCAUAACACCUGCAAAGGGUUCCUGAGCCUUUAAAUGGUCUCUCAGUCUGGUUCAUUAGGAAUCACAAUCAUGGGAAAGACUGCUGACUUGACAGUUGUGCAGAAAACCAUCAUUGACACCCUCCAUAAGGAGGGAAAGCCUCAAAAGGUAAUUGCAAAAGAAGUUGGAUGUUCCCAAAGUGCUGUAUCAAAGCACAUUAAUAGAAAGUUAUGUGGAAGGGAAAAGUGUGGAAGAAAAAGGUGCACAAGCAGCAGGGAUGACCACAGCCUGGAGAGGAUUGUCAGGAAAAGGCCAUUCAAAAGUGUUGGGGACUUUCACAAGGAGUGGACUGAGGCUGGAGUUAGUGCAUCAAGAGCUACCACACAGAGACGGAUCCUGGACAUGGGCUUCAAAUGUCGUUUUCCUCUUGUCAAGCCGCUCCUGAACAACAAACAACGUCAGAAGCGUCUUACCUGGGCUCAAGAAAAAAAGAACUGGUCUGUUGCUCAGUGGUCCAAAGUCCUCUUUUCUGAUGAGAGCAACUUUUGCAUCUCAUUUGGAAACCAAAGACCCAGAGUCUGGAGGAAGAAUGGAGAGGCACACAAUGCAAGAUGCUUGAAGUCCAGUGUGAAGUUUCCACAGUCUGUGUUGAUUUGGGGAGCCAUGUCAUCUGCUGGUGUUGGUCCACUGUGCUUCAUUAAGUCCAGGGUCAACGCAGCCGUCUAUCAGGAGAUUUUGGAGCACUUCAUGCUUCCUUCCGCAGACGAGCUGUAUGGGGAUGCUGACUUCAUUUUCCAGCAGGACUUGGCACCUGCCCACACUGCCAAAAGUACCCAAACCUGGUUCAAUGACCAUGGGAUUACUGUGCUUGAUUGGCCAGCAAACUCGCCUGACCUGAACCCCAUAGAGAAUCUAUGGGGCAUUGCCAAGAGAAGGAUGAGAGACAUGAGACCAAACAAUGCAGAAGAGCUGAAGGCCGCUAUUGAAGCAUCCUGGUCUUCCAUAACACCUCAGCAGUGCCACAGGCUGAUAGCAUCCAUGCCACGCCGCAUUGAGGCAGUAAUUGCUGCAAAAGGGGCCCAAACCAGAAGACAAUUCUGCAAUAAAGAGUGCCUGGAACAGACAAAGGGCUUCACCUUUGAAGCGGUCAAGAUGGAUAAAAAGGCAUUUGAGAUGGUGCUUGAUGAAAUUAGAAAGGCUGUGUUGAUGGAAUACAAAUUAAAAGCUAUUGAAUAUGUACAUGGAUACUUCUCUAGUGAACAGAUUGUUGAGUUACUAAGAUACUUCUCUUGGGCUGAGCCACAGUUAAAGGCAAUGAAGGCACUACAGCAUAAAAUGGUAGCUGUUUCUGCAUCAAAAGUGGUUAACAUCCUCAACUGUUUCACUUUUAGCAAAGACAAGCUUAUUGCGCUAGAGUUAUUGGCCUCCAAUAUUGAUGAUGCUCAGAAUUACCGCCUUAUUGAAGACCUCUUCAGAAUUAGCAUGUCUGAGAAGAAGAGGUGCAGGAGAAUACUUGAACAGGCUUCUAAAGCAGGCUGCAAAGCACCUCAUGCUAUGAUAUCUUCCUGUGGUAUGAUACCUGGAAACCCUUAUCCAAAAGGGAAGCCCAGCCGCAUAAAUGGAAUUUUCCCGGGCUCACCUAUCAAAAAGGACAAUGAGGACUAUACUAAUGAAGGCAAGGGAAUAGCAGCUCGUAUUCUUGGACCAUCCAAACCGGCUCCAGCAACAUACAAUCCACAUAAGCCUGUUCCUUACCCUAUCCCUCCUUGUCGACCACAUGCAACCAUUGCACCAAGUGCUUACAACAAUGCAGGGCUUGUUCCAUUGGCCAAUGUCAUAGCUCCAGGCUUGCCAGCUCUACCACCAUAUCCUUCUAGUCAUGUAGGAACAGGUAAAGCAGAAAAUGAAGAACUUUCCAGUCAGGCAAAACCUUCCCAAAACCAAGCUUUUGCUACACAAACGAAUCAUCUCUUUACACCUCAUGGUUCUAUCCCUGCUGCUACUCCAGCCCCAACCCCAUCAUCUGUCAAGGCAAUAAGCCACUCAUCAGCACUUCCAUCUCCAACCAUUCCAGGGAUAAGCAUGUCCACCCCUGUUCUUCCCGUCUUCCCUGGGCAGGUCAUCUCCAUUCAUCAGUCUCAGCCAUCGACCCCAACCUCUACUGUCGUCAAAUCCCAUUCUGGUGUUCCUGCCACAUCUGCUCAUUGUGCCACUUCCACUCCCCUCCCUGCACCUUUCUCUGGGCUGGCUUCUGUGCUGCCUGCUGCAGCAGCUCCCCAAGGGCUUUCUGCACCAUGUGCUACUCCUGCACCUAAUGAAGCUUUUGCAUCUGCCUCUGCACCAUUUGCCAGCCUGCCUUUUUCUGCCACGUCUGUCGCUUCCUCAGCUAAUAACCCUAACUCAUUGUCCUCCACCUUUGCUGGCCUUCCUCUAUCCUUGACGCCCACCCCUCAGGGGAUAGCUAGUCCCAUGCCUUCUGCCAUUGCCAGUUCUCCUGCCAGUAGCCUCCCAUGUUCGCUUAACUUGCCCACCCCACUACUGUCGGUCUUAAAGGGAUUUCUGUCAGUAAACGAUACUUCAAUAAUGAACUCAACUGCUCUGCCUUCUGCUGUGACAGCUGAGCUUGCUUCCUUGUCUGGUCUUGCUAGCCAGAAUUCUGAAGCCACCUCUUCAUCCAGUAACAAAUGUUACACUCCAACGGCUACCUCUGCCCUUCAACAUUCUUCCACUCCAGGACUGUCCAUUUUCCCAGGGCUCCCAUCUCAGCCUGGAGCUAGCAACAGUGCAACCCCUCCUGCAUUACCGACACAGUCCCCUUUAACCACACUGCCAUCAUCCAUUAUACCUGCCAGUUGUGUCUCCUCUACUGCUCUUCCACAUUGCCCAACCCCAGUUAAUCCCGAACAGCAGACUUCGUCCACCCCAGCUGCCACAGCUAUUCCACCUCUGGUCAAAACUGAACCCAUAAGCCCUACUCUUUCAGGUUUCAAGGGCCCUUCACAGUCCACUGGGCCUUCUCAUAGCACUUCAGGCUUAUCAGCACUUGGACACGCAUAUACCUCAAGUACUUCACUGUCAGGCAGCUUACCCAGUUCCCUUAAUCCAGCACUAUCCAGCCUCUCCUCCUUGAGUGCUCCUCUAAACAGCUCCCCUUCAAUUGCCCCACAUGGUUCAUCUGCUCCAAUAGCUCCUGUAUAUAAUGCACUUCCUCCUUUCACUUCAUUGACCAGCAGCUUUGCUUUUACUGGCAAUCCAGCACUUACUCCAACGGGGUCUCUGUUGCCCAUCCCGCCUACGACCUCAUCAGCCAUUGCUGCACCUCAUGUCAGCUCCACCACCACUGUUCUCCCAACGCUCAUUGCUUCAGCAGCUGCUCCAGCUUCCCCAUUUUCCCUUAACUUGUGCAGUGCUGUCCCUUCCCUGUUUUCUGUUCCUCAAGUACCUCUAGGCUCAUGCAGCUCAUCCUUCCCUCCUUUCCCUGUCUCUAACACUCCCUCUGUCACUCCUGCUCUCCCUUCUUUCCCUGGCCUCCAGGCAUCUUCUACAGUAGCAGCAGUCGCACCGCUGCCGGCAGCUGCCACAGCCCCAUCUCCGGCUCCAGUGCUGCCAGGGUUUGCCUCGGCCUUUAGCUCAAACUUCAACUCGGCACUUGUUGCACAGGCUGGCCUGACUUCUGGGCUUCAGACCCCUGGAAAUACAGUUUUCCCUGGACUCCUCUCUCUUCCUGGCAUCCCUGGACUUGCCCAGAGUGCCACACAGUCUUCCCUACAAGAACUGCAGCACAGUGCAGCUGCACAGUCAGCAUUGCUACAGGCACACUCUGCAUCUGCUCUGGAGAACUACACAUCUCAACCUGAUGGCUUUACUACAUAUCCUCCAGCACCAGGAACACCUGGAACGCCCUUUACAAUGCAGGCGAGUCUUCCCCAGAGUGGAUGGCAAUAAAUAAAACCACCUGCAAAAAGAGACCUUUUUGAAGGAUGUUGUGGUAGCUUGGCAAAGCCACUGAUGAUACUUCCAUUGAAGGCUUUAGCAAAAUGUUCACUUCAAUGUGUAGCAACCAAGAGGAAGAGAAGAGGGGUUCCAAGUAGCUGUUUCUGGCAAGCUACAAAAAUUGGAUUCUUAAGAACUUUUUAUUAAUAUCCUUUAUGAAGCACUAAGUGUCCUCCAUUCAUUCUUAGGAAAUGGAAGUUGAGGUUACUUGGAUCCUCACAGGCUCUUUUAAAAUAGAAACAUCCUAGGUCAAUAUUUUAAAGACAAUAAUCAGUGCAUCACUGAACUGGGACAAAGGUGCCACAGACUUUUCAGCAAUUGUUCUCUACAGUAUGUGUAUUGGAUAAAAAGGAACUCUAGAUCAGGGGUUCCCAGAUUGUCAGACACUUCCCACUCAACCACUCCACUGAAAGAUUGUGUCUCCCUCCUUUAUCCAUCAUAUGUUAAUUUACACUUUGUAGAACAACCUCCUUUUCCCUGUAGGAUCAGCUCCAGUCCCUUGCUUUAAUUGUUUUUAUUUCUCAUUGCCUUUCCCAUGCAUGUCUACCCAAAUCAUUGUCACUAAAACUAAUAUUUAUCAAUUAGUUCCUACCGUUUUCACCAAUAGGCAUCCUGCGUUUAUCAACAUGAGCCAUCAGUAUUUCUUCAGUUUUCUAAGAUGCUAAUAACUCUAGAUUAGGAUUCCUACUAUAUGUAAAUGUGUUCUUGUUUUUUUGGGGAAAAAUCCUUAUGCAAAUCCAGAUUAAGUGCGCAGUUCAUCUUGAUCAUUCGGAACUAUAUUUUGAAAAUUGUGGUUUGUGUUCCAUGAUUACCAUGUAUGUCGUAUUGAAUUCAUGAACAAGGCAUUGGUAGCUGCUCCAGUUUAUCAAAUAAGUUGUAUCAAAUGCUGCCUAAUUUGUCAAGGACCUGCUGACUUGUAAACUAAGUACUAAUUUUUCUUGCGAGAACAAACAUAUAAUGUUGUAUUGUAGUCAGAUAAGAAUGAAUUCUAUGGUUAAAAUGCUCUCUGAAAAUGGAAAGUUUAAGCCUUUGCAUACCUAUACACAUGUUCCCUUUGUCUAAGGAAUAUCCAAAAAUCUGGAACUGAGUUGUUUCCCUGCUUCUCAAGCCACACUCCAGGUCACAGGAGCCCGAAGGAAUUAUGCAAUACAGGAUUUAGAAGAUGCUCUUGCUAUGUUAAUGAAGUGCUCUGUACUGUUUAGUAUCUGUAGUGAUGAAUAGAAAAACCCCUGAUAUCUUUUUAAAAGAGUCUUGAACAUGUUUUAGAUAUACAGUAGAGAUAUGAUACUUGAUUUUGUGUUUUUAAUGUGAACUCUAUGAGAGAUUUCGUUGCAGUGCAUAGCUUAAAAUCUUUUUUCUAAAAAUGGAAGUCUGCUGGCUGGUAUUACUAAUGUAGAGGCUUUCCAACAAAUGAACAGGCAUGAAGAACACUAAUGUGUAUAUAUCUGUAUUUUUAUAAAGUUUUUUAAAAUAAAAUGUGUAGCAAACAUACACAAGUUUCUAAAGUAGAACUGAAUAAAGAAUUCUUUACAAAA